Molecule: messenger RNA, 1000 nt
Organism: Phytophthora nicotianae INRA-310
Lineage: Eukaryota; Oomycota; Peronosporomycetes; Peronosporales; Peronosporaceae
Exons: 1
Coding region: 416-841 (141 amino acids)
Source: RefSeq, a predicted model, not a curated record
CGGCCACAAAGCCUUUGUCAAAGGACCCCGAAAAAAAAAACACUCGGGCAUUCACGGUAGUACCGUGUACGCGUGAUUCCCACACCAGGCAGAAGAACCGACAGUGACCACGGGCUGGCUUCGCAUGCAUUGCACGCCUACUAACGAAACUUCAAAAGGGCUUUAAUUCGUUACGACGGGUGCGCUGUUAUCCACUGCAUACUGCACGCCUAAUGUCUGGAUGUAUGAUCUGCUGAAACCCACACCGGGGACGGGUUGACAUUGGCCUCAAAGCUGAAUUUCAACACAUCAUUACUUUCCGCAAUCAGCUCGCCAAAGGACACCCUCCAUUCGGUGGAGACGUGUUCCCAAAACUCAUUUCAUAUUUCGCGUCCAACCACCAACACAGCUCAAGAAACCCCUGAUAUCAAGGGCGAUGCGUGUGCUUUUCCAAGCCCUGCUCGUACUCCUGGUUGCUCUGCUUGUAAGCUGCAACGAGGCUGCCAACCCGACCAAGAAACAACUCACAAUUGUUACCACGAACUCUACCGCUACUGCCAAGGCCCUUCAGAAGUUUUUCAACGACGACGCUAAGCAGAACGAGAGCAAUGGUUUUCUCAAGGUUGUGACUCUCUCGUCAAGCAAUGAAGAACGUGCUAGCGCAGGUGCAAUCACAUCUGGACAAGGCCCACGUGCCGGAGCAGGAACUACAGUGGUGGCUAAUGACGCAUCAUCGGGCGAGACAGUGACUGUGACGGUCUACAACAACAACGGACUCUGGCAACGUUUCUUGCGGUGGUGGAAUCGACUAUUCACAGGGUCUGCUGCGAACUCGACUCGCACCCUUCGAACCGAUAAUUGAUACGCAUUAGAGAACCCGUUUGUAUUGUUUACCCACUCCCCCAACCAGCUGCAGCUUCAUGGUUGUUUAAACUUGCGCAAGGAGUACACGGAUACCUGGCAUGAUGCCAGUAAUGAAUGAUAUAAAAAAAAUCUUCAUCUUUCAAUACCUCUUUCGAGC